UUCAGGCGGCCUUGCAAUUUACUUCUUUUUUUAUUUUCAAAAGAAUCUCCAAUAUUCCACACAUUGUUGUCGUUGUCAUCGUACUUGUUGUUGUUGUUGCUGCUGCUGUUGUUGUGAUUGCCUUUGGCCAUGUACAAACUUGAUGCCACCUUGGACGAUGUCCAAAAUACCCGUUUCAAUAACAUUUACCGCGACCUAAUCAAACAAAUGUCAAAACAGACCCAGUUCACCGAAAUGGAGGUUCAGAGCAUUCUAAUGGUCUAUCACAAAUUCGUCUUGGCCAAUGGGCCCAAGGCCAGGUCGAUGACUGUCAAGCAAUUCAAUCAACUAUUUUCCGUACUCUUCAAGGUCUAUGAUUUGCAAAUCAUUGAAAGGAUUUUGUUGUUGAUAACAUCGGAUUUGAAGAAGGAAGUUGAUCCGGUGGCCUGGGUGAGGUUGUUUGCGGUGUUUAUGUCGCACAAAUUGGAGGAGCGUAUGAAGUUUACUUUUCAGAUCUACAAUGUGGGCAACACGGGGUCCCUGAAUCGGGAAAUUGUCACCCUGGCCGUGGAGAAAUUCUUCACAGGCGAAGAUGAGGAUGAAGUGAAUGAACUGAGAUCGGACAUGGUGGAGUUGCUCUUCAAGAAAUUCGAUGUCGACAAGGAUGGCGUCAUCUCCUACGACGACUAUGCCACUGUCGUCUCGGCUCAACCAAUGCUGUUGGAGUUUUUGGGUCAAUGCUUUCCCAAUGUGGACGGCAUGACGGUGAUUGGCUACUGCGCCAACAUCAUGUCCCAGAUAUCGUUUCCCAAAGCCGAUAUUGAGGAAUGAUGAUGGCGGCUGAUUAAUUGCUUUCCGAUUAGAAUUUGUCAUUCAAGUGUUGUUGGUGUUGUUGUGGUUUUUGUUGUUGCAAAACAAUAAACCGAUAUCUCUGUUGGCA
Musca domestica (house fly) is the source of this 919-nucleotide messenger RNA. Its product is annotated as calaxin-like. Lineage: Eukaryota; Metazoa; Arthropoda; Insecta; Diptera; Muscidae. The coding region runs from base 130 to 810 and encodes 226 amino acids. Gene Ontology annotation, molecular function: calcium ion binding. The record is from RefSeq and is a predicted model, not a curated record. The transcript has 3 exons.